GCGGAUAUAAAACCUCCGCGGCGAGCUGAUGCAAUACUGGAAGAUACUGAAGGAAGCAUCAGUGACGGAAAACCAGAUAAGGAAAGCUGCUCACGUCGCUCAGAACAACACGUUUUCUGUCUAAUCUCUGAAUCUUAUUCUAGUCAAUAGGUAACAGUAUGCCAGUCAUUAGAGCCCUUAGUAAGGUGGCAAAGCAGGCCCUGCUGGCCCCUGCAUGUGGAUGUCAGCCUCUCACAGUGGCGAUACGCAACAUCAGCUUCUCCCCGCGUCAGGUCACCCCUGGGUCUGACGCCAGCUUUCACUCUGUGUCCUUCUCUGAAACCGACCACCCCAAAGUUCUCAUCACAGGUGGCCUCGGGCAGCUAGGGGUUGGGCUUGCUAAACUAUUAAGGAAGCGAUUUGGAAAAAACAAUGUGAUCCUCUCAGAUAUCAGGAAGCCACCAAGCAAUGUCUUUCACAGUGGCCCCUUUAUCUACUCUGACAUUCUGGACUACAAGAACUUGCGAGAGAUUGUAGUAAAUAACAGGAUCACCUGGUUAGUGCAUUACAGUGCUCUUCUAAGUGCUGUUGGGGAAUCUAAUGUGGCACUGGCACGAGCAGUCAACAUCACAGGACUACACAACAUCCUAGACAUUGCAGCAGAACACGGGCUUCGGCUCUUUGUGCCCAGUACAAUUGGUGCCUUCGGACCAACUUCACCUCGAAAUCCCACUCCUGACCUCUGUGUGCAGAGACCACGCACUAUAUAUGGCGUCUCUAAAGUCCAUGCAGAGCUUAUGGGGGAGUACUACCACCACCGAUAUGGCCUUGACUUCCGCUGUCUGCGGUACCCUGGGAUCAUCUCUGCAGACUCACAGCCCGGCGGUGGCACGACAGACUACGCCGUGCAGAUUUUCCACGAUGCUGUCAAGACUGGCAAGUUUGAGUGCAACUUAAAACCAGACACACGGCUGCCCAUGAUGUACAUUGAUGACUGUUUGCGGGCCACGCUGGAGGUGAUGGAGGCGCCGACAGAAUCGCUCAGUAUGCGCACCUACAACAUCAACGCCAUGAGCUUCACUCCAGAGGAACUUGCCAAGGAGGUCCAAAAACAGCUGCCUGAUCUUCAGGUCACAUAUGAGAUUGACGCUGUACGACAGGCUAUAGCUGAGAGUUGGCCCAUGAACUUUGAUGACAGCAAUGCACGCAAUGACUGGGGCUGGAAGCACGACUAUGAUCUGCCAGAGUUGGUCCAGACGAUGCUCAACUUCAUCGGUUCAGACUCCCGCAUCGCCCAGGCCAACUGAGUCUGCUCAUGAACACUGAAAAUCUGUAUAUUACAUAAAGAUUUAUUGUGACGCAGAAGAGAGAUCCGUUGUCUGUAAAUAGUGAUGUUACUUUUCUCUUUUGUGUCAUCUGUAUAUUCCUCUCGACUAGCACAGACUAUGUAUAAUUGCAAAUUAUACAAAGAGGUCCGGGUCUCUUUUCAAGUCAGGGUGGAAAACCAUCAGAGUUGCACAAGUAUUUUGAAACCGAAAUGAAAGGAAUGGGUUUAAACCUGAAAGUGAUCCUCUUGUGCUUUGUAUUUAGUGAAAAAGGAGCAUUAUGUCCCCAGGAAAAAUAAACCAAACAAACAUUAUGGCCAAAAAUGAGCAUGGCAGAUCCUCAAA
Molecule: messenger RNA, 1649 nt
Organism: Carassius auratus (goldfish)
Lineage: Eukaryota; Metazoa; Chordata; Actinopteri; Cypriniformes; Cyprinidae
Product: L-threonine 3-dehydrogenase, mitochondrial-like
Exons: 9
Coding region: 159-1286 (375 amino acids)
Biological process (GO): L-threonine catabolic process
Molecular function (GO): L-threonine 3-dehydrogenase activity
Source: RefSeq, a predicted model, not a curated record